Molecule: messenger RNA, 635 nt
Organism: Carica papaya (papaya)
Lineage: Eukaryota; Viridiplantae; Streptophyta; Magnoliopsida; Brassicales; Caricaceae
Source: RefSeq, a predicted model, not a curated record
UCAAAAUUUACCAAAACUUUAUUAUCUUCUGAUCUUAAGGUACUAAAAAGUGCAGAUAGAGAAUCAUGUCAUCUGAGCCCUUCUGCAAUUCCAUUGUUCGACGUAUGGUGAGCCUUCCUCGCACCCUAAUGGGAGGUUUCUCACGAGUAAUUGGAAGAAGGAACUUUCAUCAACCUCUCAACUUUCACCUUCAAUUUCCACAGAAGCCAUUGAUUGUCCCAGAAGAAUGGGCAUUUCUAGCCAGUUUUGAGCAGCAAUAUGGUUCAACACAUCCAUUUUUCUUUGCGUGCAAGUUCUCGGAGACUUCAAAGAUAGCUGAGGAAGAGGGAAAGUUCAUGUUCAUGUACCUCCACUCACCAGGUCACCCCUUCACUCCCUCUUUCUGUCGAAACACUCUUUGCUCAGAGCUAAUAGUGCAGUUCCUUGAUGCAAAUUUUGUUUGCUGGGGAGCACUCGCAGAUAGAGUAGAAGGUCUGAAAAUGGCUGCAGCCUUGCAGCCUGCUAGCUUCCCAUUUUGUGCUGUAGUUUAUCUGGCUAAUGAUCAUAGUUUGGCAGUCCUACAACAGGUUCAUCCCUUGUUUAUUGUCUAUGGUUUCUAUAUCAAAGAUUGAGGGUCCAAUUUCCCCGGCUGAUCU